Cydia pomonella (codling moth) is the source of this 1183-nucleotide messenger RNA. RefSeq names its product eukaryotic translation initiation factor 4 gamma-like. NCBI's taxonomy places the organism in Eukaryota, Metazoa, Arthropoda, Insecta, Lepidoptera, Tortricidae. The record is from RefSeq and is a predicted model, not a curated record. The coding region runs from base 78 to 1034 and encodes 318 amino acids. The transcript is spliced from 2 exons.
CUGGAGCUGGGUUGGGAGACGUGUACACGCCGUCCCUGUGGUACUAUCCAUAUUUGACAUUUCUUCAUGAGAAGACUAUGCCGGUAUCCCAGGGAAUCGAUAAUAUACAAGGAACUCCAGAUUCAGAUAGCGAGGAACCUGUAACAAAAAAGGUAAAGAGUUCAACCAAGCGGCAAAAUGAACUGUACAAGAAACAAGAAGAACUGAUUCAGUCUGCGGCAGAAUUAAUCAAAGACAGCAACUCGCAGGACACCUCAGCCGAUGCCUUUGGACGCUCAGUGAGCUUUCAGUUGAAAGAAUUACCAAAAGUUCAAAGAUGCAUAGCCGAAAAAAUAAUUGGAGAACUACUGUUCUACGCUAAAUUAGGAGAGCUUACUUUAGAUACUUCCAUAAACUUUAAAAAAAACAUACAUACUGCCACACAAUACUCCUACUACACCCACCCUUAUAGAAGCCAUAUUUAUCCGCAUCAUGCAUUCCCGUCCUCAACGUCUCCUCAAUAUUCACAAACAUCACAGUCACCUAAAUAUUCACACACAUCAUCUGAACAAUCGCAACCAUCACAGUCUCCUCAACAUUCAAUAAACUUAAAUAAAAACUUACAUACUGGCACACAAUCCUCAUACCACACUCACCCAUAUAGAAACCAUUUAUAUCAGCAACAUUCAUUACCGUCCUCACCAUCUCCUCAAUAUAUACAACAACCAUCCCCGUCUCCUCAAUAUUCACAACCAUCACCGUCCCCUCAAUACAUACAACAACCAUCCCCGUCUCCUCAGUAUUCACAACCAUCACCGGCACCGUCCCCUCAACAAUCGACACCCUCUCUACCACAAACACCGGCAGAUUCGAUUACUCUUCAUUCAGCAGACACACAUUUGAGUCAAGUUUUAUUACCAGCUGACACUCUACUUGAGUUGACCCCAAGUGGGGAAACACAACAUAAUGAGCCAGACACUAGAGGAAGUGGUAAUAUGGAUGUUUUUAGGGGCACAGGAAAACAACUUCAAGAAUUCUUGAUUUUUAAAAAAUAAUUACCUAUGUAAAUGUGUACACACAUAUGUGGCAUUAUCUAUGAAAAGGGACCUAGAUUAUGAAUACACUAAUAACUCAAUACCGACAACAAGGUCCCUACUCGUGGAUAAUGCCACAUAUUUUGAUUUUAAAUAAAAAAUAGUAUGAA